Metarhizium robertsii ARSEF 23 is the source of this 2088-nucleotide messenger RNA. RefSeq names its product grc3. The transcript has 5 exons. Gene Ontology annotation, biological process: cleavage in ITS2 between 5.8S rRNA and LSU-rRNA of tricistronic rRNA transcript (SSU-rRNA, 5.8S rRNA, LSU-rRNA). Gene Ontology annotation, molecular function: polynucleotide 5'-hydroxyl-kinase activity. The record is from RefSeq and is a predicted model, not a curated record. Gene Ontology annotation, cellular component: nucleus. The coding region runs from base 1 to 2088 and encodes 695 amino acids. Lineage: Eukaryota; Fungi; Ascomycota; Sordariomycetes; Hypocreales; Clavicipitaceae.
AUGUCGUCUAGUAAGCGUCGCAAGCUGGAUGGUCAAGGCCCUCCUCAGUCUCCAGUCAGCGCCGUCAGUGCAAUUGCUGCUCGUAGACGGCAAGCUGCUUCUGUGGCCCAAAGCCAAGCCACUGAGCCUGCAAACCCUGCAGAGCCGUUGACACCAAGUGUAAACUCCUUCAGCGCUCUCCAGACUCUUAGGCCUGAUAGGAAGGUUACUCGUCCUCCUAAAAAGAGUUCGAAACAGAGUGUUCAACUUCGAAAUGAUGGCCGUCGACUCCUAGCGGUGGAUGAUCCAAAGGCAGCCGAAAGCAAUUGUCGAACAAAAGCGGGGGGCGCCCUGGAGCUUACGUUGGAUGAGGGUGAGAGAUUUCUUGUUCUAGGAAGCUUUGGAAUCAGAGUAGUAGGCGGUGAAGUCACUUUAGCAGGAGCAACACUACAUGCUGCCGAGAGCAUACAUUGGGUUUCCGCCCCCCACUGCGUGGCUCUGCCUGUGAUUCGAACUGUUCAAGACACUCGACUGGAAUUACAUAAUGAUCCUAAUACGAGUGGUUUAAGAAAGCUAGGUCGUCUUUCACCCCUAUUUCGGAGAAUAUGGAAUGAGCCAAGUGAGACCGUUGAUGGGAUCAUGACUGGAGGGCAGACAUUCCAAAUAAUAGUCUCAUCUUCAGAUGCGCCUAGGAGAUGUGUCAUUCAAGAAUUGGUCUCUCCACCGGAGUGGAAUAAGAAAUUGGCAUCCUUGCUGUCGAUUUCAGGGACAGGGACAGGCCAGCGGACAACUUUUGUCUGUGGACCAAAAUCCGCAGGCAAGUCGACCUUCUCGAGGUUGCUCACGAACCGCCUUCUGACAUCUUCAAAUGCCGGGAAUCCUGUGAAACGAGUGGCAGUGCUAGACCUUGACCCUGGACAGCCCGAAUUCGCUCCACCUGGUACUGUAUCACUCGUAUGCGUCUCAAACCCGAACUUUGGAGUCCCAUUUACCCACACUGCCUUUGACGAUCCGUCGAACACAAUUCUGAGAUGCCACUCUUUGGCGUCUGUUACUCCAGCUUCAGCACCCGAUCUUCUCGUCUCCUGCGCCACCGACCUGUAUGACACAUACCAAAGGUCGCUUCGUACUUGCCCCCUUAUAAUAAACACCCCAGGCUGGAUUCUGGGCACAGGUUUAGACCUCCUUGUGGAGCUGAUCACUAGGAUUCGUCCUGCCGAAGUCAUAUACAUGUCAGAAGAUGGCCCUGCCGAUGUCGUGGAUGUAUUGAAGAACGCGACCAAGAAUUCGUUCAGCAUGCUUCCGUCGCAACCAUCAGAAUUUACCUCCAGAACUGCUGCUCACUUCAGGUCAAUGCAAAUGAUGUCAUACUAUCAUUCUCAUAUUGAUAUCGAGAACAAGCGAUUGAGACCACCACGGGUCACUUGGUCCGGCCAUGCUAUUUCGUCCGCAAGACCGUUUGUUGUUUCAUAUCAUGGCAAUAAUAGUGGGAUUUUUGGAAUUAUAUCUUAUGACUACCAGUGCACCCCAGAACUUCUAGCGGCUUCUAUCAACGGGUCAAUACUGGCCAUGGUCGAAAUUGAAGGGCCGGAAGCCUUCCGGCAACUUACGGACAUCACGAAGACUCCGGAAGUGGUAGUCACCAGAACGGCGGAGGACUUGCCAUUCAUUCCAAAUCCCAAUGACGCAACGCUUGAUCCUCAGUACUGCCGAACAAUCGGACUCGUCCUUAUUCGAGGCUUAGACUUGAAACGAAAGUGUCUACAAGUCAUCACGCCAACUCCGUACGCCAGCCUAGAAAAAAUCAAGGUCGAGGAGAGGAAUAUUGUCUUAGUCCAUGGAAGAUUCGACACUCCCUAUUGGGCUUAUACCGAAGACCUCUUUGCCAAAUCUUCUCAAGAAGAGCUGGUAGACAAGGAAGUCCACAUAACAGACGAAGAGACAAGUGAAGACGAAUCAAGGGAAGAAAAGGCACAACCGGGAGGGACGGAUCACGCCAUGAUAUCUACGAUACCUUGGAUAGAAGUUUUAGAUGGAACCCAGAAACGCCCCGUUGGAUCUCGAGUUUGGCGAGUAAGACGAGACUUGGGUCGACAUAACACUGACUGA